Osmia lignaria (orchard mason bee) is the source of this 1413-nucleotide messenger RNA. RefSeq lists its product as uncharacterized. Lineage: Eukaryota; Metazoa; Arthropoda; Insecta; Hymenoptera; Megachilidae. The record is from RefSeq and is a predicted model, not a curated record.
AUGCCUAAAGCGUUAGACCAAUCCACGAGUCAAUCCACUUCGCAAGGCAUUAAUCUCAGUACCCUGCGACGUAAACGCGGCAAUAUUGUUGGGCACAUUACCGCAUUCUCAAAGCUCCUCGAUACCGCGAAAAAGUCCGAGCAACGCGAUUUAGGACUUUUACGGGCACAUUUAACGAAUUUAUACGAAAUCUGGGAUCGUUUCGACGCUAUUCAGCUGGAACUGGAAGAGGCUGACGAAAGCGAAGUACCGCGGCGUUACCAAAUCCAUGGAGAUUACAUUGCGGUGGUCGCAAGUGCGAAUGCACUCAUCGAGGGAGACCGUCCUAGGAUGCCCCCUCGACGCAUCACCACAGACUCUUCCGCGCCCUCCGUAACGGCCCCGAUGGCAAUUAAAUUACCAGAGAUGCGAUUGCCAACGUUUGAUGGGAAAAUCGAGAAUUGGGCAUCGUAUUUUGAGAGUUUUUCUUCAAUGAUUGAUCAAAAUGCAGAUUUAUCACUUGUUCAAAAAUUACAAUAUUUACGAUCAACACUCACUGGGAAGGCCGCCGCGUGUAUCCAAUCGUUAAGCACAACGGAUUCUAACUAUGCAGAUGCGAUUGAAUUAUUAAAAGAGAAAUUCGAUUGUAAACGCAGAAUCUUAUUAAAGCAUUGUAACGCGAUAAUCGGAUUGCCGAAAAUAACGCGGGAUUCGCCAGAGGCAUUAGGUGAUCUCGUCGAUACCGUUCGCCAAAAUUUGCGGUCGUUAAAAAAUUUAGAGGUCGACACGUCUUCUUGGGAUAGCAUUCUUAUAGCGAUCAUUCUCACAAAGUUAAGCACUGAAACCGUGUAUCAGUGGGAAUUAUCUUUAAAGGAUAAGCAAAUGCCGACCUUUGCGAGUUUGCUCGAAUUUUUAGAUAAACGCGCAAACUGCAUAAUCAUGACUCAUCAAAAGCCAGCGCAAACAGACGGACAACACAACCGCGGUCCACCAGGAAAAUCGAUUGUUAAACAAUCUUCGCGAAGCCACGCUUUCGUGACCACGACUCGCGCGAAUGAGACACAGAAUUCCCGUGAGACGGUAAAACCAAGCGGGACAUUCGCGAAUUAUCCACGAUGCCCGAUUUGUCAGGAUGAACACGGUAUUUGGCGCUGCGAAAAAUUCCACGCGUUAUCAGUCGGUGCACGAUUGUCGGCUGUCAGGAAGGCCUCGCUGUGCUCAAACUGUUUAAGAGCCGAGCACAAUCUAGAACUCUGUAAAAAGGGUUCGUGUCGCAUAUGCAAAAAGCACCAUCAUACGCUACUGCAUUUACCGACGCAGGUUGUCAACCGCCCGACAACCACCCCGCCGACAAAGCUCAGCACAUCGGCAGGCACAUCGGCAGGCGCAUCGGCAGGCACACCUGCAGACACGCAGGUAGACACUGGCGAAUGA